GGGUCUCAGUCUCUCACCCUCACUCGCGCUCUCGCUCCACUCCACGCACAUGGACCCAGCAUCAGACGAGUGGGAGCUCUGCAACGACGAUGGCUUUAUUUACAAGCGGAAGAAGCGGCGGCUCGCCGAACCAUCAGCCUCUCAACCCACAGAUCCUGAAGAAGAAGAAAGGCACCGAAAAGAACGCAAGAGAAAGGCCUUGUUGAAGCUCAAAAAACACUACCAGAAAGAAAUCAGUCAGUGGGAACUUUUGUCUAGUACUUUGCAUGCAAUGCAAGAGAAGACGCAAGAUAAAAGACUCCAGAACGUUGAAGAAACGCCGUCGUUUCUGGAUUCGGGUUCGAACCUCGUUGAGGAGACUGAAACGGGUUGUGGGUCAGUAGUCGAUGAGCUCCUUUUGCAGGUAGAAGCUCAGGAAGCAAUAAUUCAUGAUGUUUCGAAUUUGUGCGAUGUGGCGGAAGCAAUGUGCAAUGCACAAGAGGAACAGUUAAAUCAAUCCUUUGUCAAUCUUCCUGUCUGGUCUUCACCGCGUGAGCUUAUGGCUUCACUUUGUGACAAUUAGGUUACUUCUGGAGUGUUAGUAUAUGGAGGGUGGUCUUUAACUGUAAUGAAUACAUUAUGAAAGAACCUGGAUGAUAGUAUAAAUCUUCUAGUUGAUUUUUUAUUUUAUUUUUUUCUUCUUUGUAUGAUCUAUGAUUUAGGAGGUGUUGUAUCUGAUUGAUGAAGGAGAGAUAGGUAGGGUGAGAAAAUUG
Molecule: messenger RNA, 752 nt
Organism: Pistacia vera
Lineage: Eukaryota; Viridiplantae; Streptophyta; Magnoliopsida; Sapindales; Anacardiaceae
Exons: 2
Coding region: 50-562 (170 amino acids)
Source: RefSeq, a predicted model, not a curated record